This is a messenger RNA of Orussus abietinus, 1978 nucleotides long. RefSeq names its product galactokinase-like. Gene Ontology annotation, cellular component: cytoplasm; cytosol. Bases 113 to 1306 code for a protein of 397 amino acids. Gene Ontology annotation, molecular function: galactokinase activity; ATP binding. The record is from RefSeq and is a predicted model, not a curated record. Gene Ontology annotation, biological process: carbohydrate phosphorylation; galactose metabolic process. Lineage: Eukaryota; Metazoa; Arthropoda; Insecta; Hymenoptera; Orussidae. The transcript is spliced from 6 exons.
UUUAAUCGUUCCCAAUUGAUAAGGAGGCCGCGAUCGAUCCGUGCUAAAUCAGUCGCAGGUUCGAAAGCGAAUCGGGAAGGUGUAUCGGCGAUCUCGAGGACCCGGGAGAGAAAUGGCCACUCACGUGCCCGACGCAGAAGCCGUGAGGAUCGACGCGCUCACCAAAUUCAAGGAGACCUUCGGCCAGGAGGCCACCGUCUGCGUCUGCGCCCCUGGACGCGUCAAUCUCAUUGGCGAACAUACCGACUACAAUGACGGCUUCGUACUUCCGAUGGCCCUGCCCAUGGUGACCGUCGUCGCCGGGAGCACGAGCUACAAGCACGACUGCGUCGUCGUCUCCUUCGCCGAGGGCAUCGCCGACGAGGAGAGGCGCGUCGAGUUCAGCUGCGAGAACCGAUUCCUCGUCAAGCCCGGGGAGCCCAAGUGGGCGAACUACGUGAAGGGAUGCGUCGCCAAUUUCUCAUGUAGCCUGCGCGGUUUCAAGGCCGUUAUCGUGUCCACGGUGCCGAUGGGCUCGGGCCUCAGCAGCUCGGCCGCCCUCGAGGUCGCGUCUUACACCUUCCUCGAGGCGUUGACGCGCUGCUUCACCACGCCGGUCGAGAAGGCUCAGAUCUGUCAGCGAGUGGAGCACAAGUUCGCCGGCGUGCCUUGCGGCAUCAUGGACCAAUUCAUCUCGGUCAUGGGAGUGGAGAACAACGCCCUGCUGCUCGACUGCCGGGAUCUGACCACUCAGCUGAUCCGCAUCGGGAACAUGGACGACUAUGUCUUCCUCGUGACGAAUUCCAACACGCCGCACAAGUUGAGCGCCAGCGCCUACCAGGACCGAAGGCAGAGCUGCAUCCAGGCCGCCAAGAUGAUGGGCAAGGCCAGCCUCCGGGACGCGCUCUUGGCGGACCUCGAAGUUCUAGUGAAAUUCGAGGCCUCGGAGACGGUCAUAAAGCGAGCGCGUCACGUCAUCACCGAGAUAACGAGGACCCUGGAGGCUGCGGACGCGCUCAAGAGAGGAGACCUGAUCGCCUUCGGGCAGCUCAUGAACAGGAGCCACGAGUCGCUGAGGGACGACUACGAGGUCUCGUCUCCGGAGCUGGACUCGCUGGUCUCCAUAGCCAGAGAGGUCCAGGGCGUUGCGGGCAGCCGACUUACCGGCGCCGGAUUCGGAGGGUGCACGGUCACCCUCCUGAAGAAGAGUGCCGUCAAGCCGGUCAUCGACCGCAUAAACCUCAAGUAUCAAGGAGAAGCCUCGUUCUACAUAGCUAAGCCGUCCGACGGUGCCAGAGAAAUGGGCGUUGACCUCGACAAGUGCUAAGCGAUUCGCCGACCCGUCUUCCGUGCCAACGAUUCCGAACGGGAUCAAGGUCGGAUUCCUACGAUUCCAACGAUUCCUACAAUUCCGAGGGUGCUACGGGGGAGGACUACCUUGGAACUCGCCGAUGGAAUCGGCGAUGGCCGCCGUGAUUAGCGAGCCACGGAUUCCUAGGAUCUCGAUGGCGAGGCUCGUUCGUUUAAGAUUUUUCGCGCCGAUUCGUUACGUUUAAUUCCCGGUUACUCGUACAAUUGUUCUUCGAGGAAGAGACUCCGUACACUUGGGAACGAGAUAACCGUCGCGGGCCGAGCACGUACUCGUUGAUUAAAUUCCAAGUGGUCGAUGGUUUCAGGGUAACGAAAACGCUUGGCAGGUAUAUUCGUCGAUAGGUGCAUUAUCAAAGUCUUAAAAUGUAUCGCUAUUUUGUACAAUAUGCUUAGGGUUAUCCGUACAUACAUAUAUACAAGGUGACCCGUCGAUUCGUUUUUUGCCGUCUUCUAACGGCAUUAAAUCUGCUUUGACUUCCGGGGAAGGAAGCAAUACUGUCCGGUAUCGGAACCGAGGGUGGGGUCGAAGGAGCCUCUCGUCGGUUCGGUUCCGGGCUUAGUGUCUACUAACGGCGAUGUUUGUAACGCUCGAAAAUUCUGCGAGAGAAAUAAAGAUCGUUAACCCGGG